Vitis vinifera (wine grape) is the source of this 489-nucleotide messenger RNA. Its product is annotated as SKP1-like. Gene Ontology annotation, biological process: SCF-dependent proteasomal ubiquitin-dependent protein catabolic process. The coding region runs from base 1 to 489 and encodes 162 amino acids. The record is from RefSeq and is a predicted model, not a curated record. Gene Ontology annotation, cellular component: cytoplasm; nucleus. The transcript has a single exon. Gene Ontology annotation, molecular function: cullin family protein binding. Lineage: Eukaryota; Viridiplantae; Streptophyta; Magnoliopsida; Vitales; Vitaceae.
AUGUCUACUUCACAAAAGAUUUUGAAGUUGAAGAGUAGAGAUGAUGUGAUAUUCGAAGUUAGUGAGGCAGCCGCGUUUCAGUCAGGGAUGAUAAAGAAUAUGUUGAAAGACGAUGGUGCAGAUGAUGCGAUUCAUAUAGUAGAAGUGGAGAAGCGUGAUGUGAUUCCGAUACUAGAAGUGGAUGGCCGAUUCUUGGCGAUGGUGAUAGAGUACUGGAACAAGCAUUUAUCUGAAAAAGCUAGCGAGGAUGAAAUUAAGAGAUGGGAUGUUGAGUUUGUGAAUAAAGACCAAUCACUUCUCUACCAUCUCAUCAUGGCAGCAAACUAUCUUGACACACCAGGUUUGAUAGAGCUUCUGUGUUGGAGAGUUGCAGAAAUGAUAAAAGGAAGGAAACCAGAGGAGAUUCGUCAAACUUUUAACAUCAAGAAUGAUUUUAGCCCUGAGGAUGAGGCGGAAAUCUAUAAGCAAUAUGCAUGGGCAUUUGAGUAA